This is a messenger RNA of Glarea lozoyensis ATCC 20868, 1524 nucleotides long. Its product is annotated as fungal specific transcription factor-containing protein. Gene Ontology annotation, biological process: DNA-templated transcription. The coding region runs from base 1 to 1524 and encodes 507 amino acids. The record is from RefSeq and is a predicted model, not a curated record. NCBI's taxonomy places the organism in Eukaryota, Fungi, Ascomycota, Leotiomycetes, Helotiales, Helotiaceae. Gene Ontology annotation, cellular component: nucleus. Gene Ontology annotation, molecular function: DNA binding; zinc ion binding. The transcript is spliced from 3 exons.
AUGAGUGGGCGUAUCUUUCAUGAAAUUCCUGCUAAGCAUACUCUUAGUAGCCCUGAUCAGACAACCGUCAAUUUCCUUGACUUCCCAUUUGAUACUUACACAUCUGAAAUGUCUGUUGAUCAAAUUGAGAACAUGCUUCCAAACCCCAUACAGAAUGGAACUCAAAUGAUAUACCCCGAGACUAUGUUGGUCAAUAGUAUCCCCACUUCUCUCCAUCAAACCAUGCCUGAACUUUCCAACGGGCUCGUACAAAGACUUCACGACAUAUGUUUUGAUAUAUAUCGUCCGAUGAUGGGAAUGGUUGAUCAGAUUCGGUUUGAGACUGAGCUCUCACAUCCAACACCUACUAUUCAGGUUCAAGCUUUAUCUUAUGCCAUUGCAGCACUAGGAGCGCUGUCAGUUCCUGAGCUUCAUUGCCAUGUCAGUAAUUGCUACCAACAGUCUCGUAACCUCCUCGACCUCUGUGAAAGGGAGGAGACCGGCGAAUCAUUAUCCAAUAUCAACACUCUACAAGCUUGUACCUUACUCACUAUUUACGAGCUAAAGCAACCAAACUUUCGUCGAGCUUGGAUGAGUCUGGGAAGGACCACGAGAUUGGCUCAGAUGAUGGGCUUGGGUCAGUCAGAUGGCCGUCCUGCUAGUGUCAUGACUCCACAGUGGUCAGGGCCCUCGCCAACACCUAGUUUACACAAUCCUGUCAAGACUGAAGAAAUGCGGCGAACUUUCUGGGUUCUCUACAUACUUGACGGCUUUGCAAGCAUCAUAACGCAAUCAGGGGUAGCUUUCGACCAAGAGAUCAACAUUCCUCUCCCCGGACGAGAUGUCACAAUCCAAGAGGUGGUCAACAAUACAGACGUAACCAUGCCCUCACUAAACGUGAUUUUCGACCCCGAUGUUGCAGGCAGGGUUCAGAUAUCCUCUCUUGCCGGAGUAGUAAUAAUGACCCAUCUCUACCAACGCAUCGUGAACCAUAUGAAUUCCUCACACAAUGCCUCCCACAACUUCUGGGAAGUUCACUACGAUAUCAAUAAAUCCAUCGAGCUCUGCCGCAACACCCUAAUGGUAGAGCACCUCACUAACAACUCUGACGAUCCAGUCGCCGUGGCCCUCCGAAUGAGCAUGAACACGGUAGACAUCAUGCUCCACGAAAGCGCCCUCUUACGCGUCCACAAAGAAGUACUUCCUGUUUUCCUCGCCAAUGACGCCAUUUCGCGGUGUACAACCGCUGUAAAAGAUAUCAUCGAUGCCCUGCAGAUGGGCCAACUCUUGCCGGGGCGCAAGUUGGAGAGUUUCCAACAGUUGAACAAUUUCCAUACGUGGCCAAUCACUUCGGCAAUUCAAACAUGUUGCAGAUUUCUACAGAUGAGGUGUGAUAACAUGUCACUUUACAUCUAUGCUAUACGUGUGCUUUCGACCUCGCCGACGACGAAAGCUUUGGUGGAUGAGAAUCUUAUUUAUGGGGGGCUUAUUGAGAAGGCGAAUGCCAUGGCGACGGAGGCGGAAAAGUCGAUUCCGGCCAGUUGA